GGGAGGGCAGUCAUUAGCAGAAGCUCUGUAUAUGUGCAUUCUGCUAUUUGCCACAUGUCUACAAGGGAAUUUCUUAAGUGCAAAGAAACCUGUGAACUGCUGGAAUAUUAUAAGUCUUUCCUUGAGAUGUCAGCCAAGAGCUUCAGUAUAGUCACAGUCGCUACUGUGCUGAUUUUCUUCCUAAAGAUACAGCUCUCAAUCCAAGCGCCGCUGAAUGGGUCCAAAUGGUCUUAUAUUGGUCCUGAUGGAGAGGAGGCCUGGCCAAGGAAAUACCCAUUUUGUGGAGGAGUAUUCCAAUCACCAAUUGAUUUCCACAAAGAUAUUCUCCAGUAUGAUUCUAAUCUCUUGCCUUUAGAAUUCAUAGGCUAUAAUGUACCCUCCACUGACCAGUUUACAUUGAUCAAUAAUGGCCAUUCAGUGAAAAUGUAUCUGUCACCUGCUAUGUCCAUCAGAAACCUCCCGUUUGAAUACACUGCAUCUCAGCUUCACCUGCACUGGGGAAACCGAAACAAGUCCGAAGGCUCUGAGCAUACCAUCAGUGGGAAGCAUUUUGCAGCAGAGCUGCAUAUUGUACAUUACAACUCUGAGAAAUAUGCAGAUAUAACAGCAGCAAUGGACAAAGCAGACGGACUGGCUGUUUUAGCUGUUCUCCUCGAGAUUGGACCCUUCAACCCAUCCUAUGAAAAGAUCUUCAGGCACUUCUGGAAUGUGAAAUACAAGGAUCAGAAGGCCAUGGUCCCUGGUUUCAAUAUUCAAGAACUGCUUCCUGAGAGACUGGAUGAGUAUUAUCGCUAUGAAGGAUCCCUGACAACUCCUCCCUGCUACCCAAGCGUGCUCUGGACGGUUUUCCGACACCCCGUCACAAUUUCUCAAGAGCAGUUACUGGCACUGGAAACAGCCAUGUACUGCACAGAGAGUGAUGACCCAGAACCCCUGGAAAUGGUUGAUAACUUCAGAAACGUUCAGGAAUUCCAUGAAAGACUGGUUUUUAUCUCCUUCCAUGAAGGUUUUGUGGUUUCUGUUGUGAUAGUGUGCAUUCUUGGAGUUCUCAUCAUUCUUGCAGCAGCCUUCUGGCUACUCAAGAAGAAAAGCUGCAAAAUGGGAGGUGAAGACAACAGAGGAGUCAUCUACAAACCAGGCAUGUACAAGGAGGAAGAAGAUAUCUCCAAAAUUUAAUGCCCUACCCUGUCACAAAAGCCCCUUUUCAUUCAUGACACUGAUGGUUUUUGGAUUGGUGAAACACAUCUCUUGUUCUUGGCUAAUAAUAACCCUCAAGAGAGUUCUAAUAACACAUACCAGCUAAAAGUUUUCUGUAGCCCUUUCUGUUUUCCAGAAAGACAUGAUCGGUGAAUGUCCCUGAGCUGAAUUCCUCAUCACAUUCUUUUCAUGUCUGCUGCUUACUGAGUCUGGAUGUUUUAACUGAUUUUACAGUUAAUCCUAAAUUCCAGUUUUAUGGUUUGUUUAGCACAGGUUUUCACACAAGUAUUCAAACCUGAAGACAUUCAUAAUGCUACAAACACUCCUUCCUGCUAAAACAAGAUUGGUUUUAGCAGCAUGAAUAGAAACAAGAUAAAGGGAAAACAGUAUUUGACAUCAGGAUUUGAACUGUGUUGUUUGGCAGAUACAGUUUUGAAAAGCACAGGAUAUGAUGCCAGUGUAUUCACGAAUGGAAUUGUAAUAUUAGAGGAAAAGUGUAAAUGCAAUGAAAGCCACAUGGAUUAUUAAUGGGGUUCAAGCUGAGGAACUCAGUGCUGAGAAAACACUACUGCUAGAGAAACAGCUCACUUUCCAGCUAUUAAAGAACCUCACAAAUCUGUUAAGGAAGUCAGCCCCUCACUAUCACAGGAGUUAGAGAAGAUUGUCUUAUUAUCCUGCUUUUAUUUAUAGUCUGUAUAUGAAUGAUGUGAAGAUAAUGUAGUUGCUGCUGCUUUUAAGCAGACUUGUCAUUUAACCACAAAAUCCUAACAGAUUUUACAGUAUAAAUUACAGCUGCAAUUACACAGUAGACUUUUUUUCUGAUUUAGUUCUCUUACUAAUCUAAUUCCUAGAAAGAAAUCUAAAUUAUCUUUUCAAACCUCAUUAGCUAGAUACUCAGAGUUUCAUUAUGCAUUUUUGGAAGUGAGAAGAAUAAAUCUGGUUCCACUGCAGACAAUGUGGAAUGUCAUUGACUUCAGGAAGAAUAGGGUGUAUCCAGCCUAUUCCAAUGCAUACAGAAUUCCUCUUCAAUCUGACAUCUACAGUGCAGAUCUGAAAUGCUUGUACUUCAGUAUGCACACAGGAUUAUACCUGAAAUAAUUUCAGGUCUGAAUGCUGCUAAACACUACUGGGGAAAUUUCAAUCUGAACUUUACACUUAGAUCUCUUUUAUAUUCAAUUGUAGCACCACGUCUGUAAUUUUAAAGAAAUAAACUCUUAUGGUACGUGUUUUCUCCUUUCAAUAUGGCAGAUUCAGACUGUUUCAGCACAGAGUGCUUUAGAUUCUUCCUCUUCCAUCCCCAAGAAAACUGUGUGAUGUCAAAAGUAGGCUUUUGAGAGCAAGAAAAAAUAAUUUAUUAAUACUAACUGUACAUGAAAUUAAGGAGCACAAUCUUACAACUGAGUACAUUGUGUAUGCCAGCAAUUUUAUCCCACAUAAGCACAAUAAAGAUGAUCUUGUUGAAAUGUUUGAAAUUACUUUAAAAGCAGCAUUUGUGUGCUACAGGGAACAUAACUUACUCUUUGAAUAAAGGUGUUUAAAGACAAAAUGACAUAAUUCUUUGGUUUCUCUUGUUUCUUCUAGAAAAGUAACAUUUUACUGUGUAUUUGAAUCUUUACCUCAGUUGAUUAGAAACAUCCAUUAAUUACUCUGUUUUGCACGUAGCAUCCUUGAUACCUGUAAAAAGAAGCAUAAAGACCUCAGCCAAGCACUACAUGCUUACUGUUAGGAAAAUGUCAGAGUAUCAGCAAAAAUAUUAAACAUAUUACACCAUUGGGCAGAAAAUAUCUGCUUCAGAAUUGUUUCUUAAGCAAAACUGCAAACUGAAGAGGAAUUCACACAAAUAAUUUUCCUGCUACUCCCACUUAUAACACGCUCUAAUUGCAUAGAGGCCUUCUAUAAAAUCUAUGCUGCCUUUCAAAAUGCAAGCAUAUGGAAAUUAUUGUUUUUCUUUAAUAUUGUAUUAUCAGUUUGCACUGCCAGUGGUCCCUAAGCUGAAAGAAUCAAAGCCCAUAUGUGUUCUGGUCUCUGCAACCACUGUCAUUUAAUAAACCUAUUGAAGGAUCACAUUUUUUUAAUAGUUUCCAGCCGAUUUCUUUUGUCACUCUUACACACACAAUAUGUCCAAGAAAAACACCAGGCAUGAUCAGAAAGAAAGCUGUAGCUAACAUGCUACCACAAUUAAUUAAACCAAGUUUAAAAAAAAAAUCUCAAUUCACUUAUUUUUUAAAUGGAAUGACCCAUUUCUCACAUUCCAAUAGCAGACAUGAAGGCUAAAUAACCUGGGCCAGUACAGUGGAAGAACAAGAUGCCACAAGGCAUGUAAAGCUCUCCUUCCAUCUCCUGUGUGUGACAACACCCUCACAGCACGACUGUGUAAUCUCAGAGUAUUCACUUCCUGUCAGCAAAUACAAAUAUCCUCACAGAUGUGAAAAAUGUGAAAUGAUUCAUUCAUGUUCUUAUGGUUAAUGAAAAAUUGAAAACUAUAAAAACUAUAUAUAUAUGUGUGUGUUGUAUGAAAGUAUAAGUUUCAGGAUACCUUGUAACAUUUUGUUAAACCAAAUUAUGAAAAGGCAGGCACCACCCCAGAAGCUCACAUUCAGAAAUAGACAAAGGGUUUAUGGAAAACCGGCAGUGUCCUCAAUCCCUGGGAGGAGACCCAUCAAGAUAAGGCGGCAGGACCAUCAACACCCUCACCGAGCAUCGAGCAUCAUCAUCCACAUCUCAGACCAUCCAUCAGCCAUGAGGAUCUGUAGAAAUUGGACAUUAACAUAACUGAGAGAAAGAACUCUUUUCAGCCUAGCUGGAGACACCAUUGGAUUUGAAUAGCUAGCUGGGACACAAAGGGAAAUAUGAGGAAAUAUAGCCAAGGGCAGAAUAAAAUGUAUAAAAAAAAUAAGCCCCGAACUGGGCAAAUUUGUGAACCUAGGGGGAGACAGCAAACAGCCAGGUUCUGUGUCUCAAGGUUCAUCCUUGGCAUUUUAUCGGGAAAAAGACUGUCAAGUA
Molecule: messenger RNA, 4200 nt
Organism: Prinia subflava (tawny-flanked prinia)
Lineage: Eukaryota; Metazoa; Chordata; Aves; Passeriformes; Cisticolidae
Gene: CA12
Product: carbonic anhydrase 12
Exons: 10
Coding region: 55-1176 (373 amino acids)
Biological process (GO): one-carbon metabolic process
Cellular component (GO): plasma membrane
Molecular function (GO): carbonate dehydratase activity; zinc ion binding
Source: RefSeq, a predicted model, not a curated record